Molecule: messenger RNA, 2728 nt
Organism: Fusarium redolens
Lineage: Eukaryota; Fungi; Ascomycota; Sordariomycetes; Hypocreales; Nectriaceae
Exons: 9
Coding region: 431-2461 (676 amino acids)
Biological process (GO): DNA-templated transcription; regulation of DNA-templated transcription
Molecular function (GO): DNA-binding transcription factor activity, RNA polymerase II-specific; zinc ion binding; DNA binding
Source: RefSeq, a predicted model, not a curated record
GAUAUCUUAUCGACCUGAUCUUGGCUUCGAGCAGCCGCAAAAAUAUUCACGGCCCUCAGCGUCUCAUCGGUACGAGAAAGAAUAUCAGCGAUGACAGAACCACCAAUGUAGCCAGCGGCUCCAGUGACAAGAACGUUAUGAGGCAUAAUGCUGAAAAGACAAUGUGAUGUAAUAAAUCGAAGGUUGAUGUGUAUUUCUGAACUGUGUCUGACUUCUGAGUACUUGUUAUUCCAUGAGAAAAGCAUAACCAUUUAUACUGAUUGUCUCUCAACCAUAAGACACCUGUCUCCAUGCCAAGGGAAUCCUUCUGACAGCAAGAGGUGGAAUUAGUAAAUGUGAUUGGCUCGGCUGACUCCACAAAUAACCAAUACCUGGAAAUCCGCGCGUUUCCGGGAGGUUUGUCAUCGAUAGUCCCCUCCCCAAUAUCAUUAUGAUGGAGACAUUGUCAAUGACAAACUUCUACCAACCAAAAAUAAUCGACAUGGAAUCCCGCGCAUCUCCGACGGACAAGAGAGGCUUCGACCGCCCUGCGAUCAGUCGCCGCUCGUGCGAUCAAUGUCGAGCGAGAAAGAUCGGAUGUGAUAGAUCAACGCCUUGUUCCAACUGCGUAUCAGCCCGCGUCGACUGCACUCAUAGCAGGAUCGCGCCCAAGCUAAGCACUGCUAGGCAGAGAGUCUUGGUCUCUGAACAAUACGAGCGAAAGAUUGAUGACAUCUCUCGCGAUGUCAGCAGCAUUAAGUCUCUGUUGGCAGGACUCGACCUGAACAGAGUCGCGUCAGCACAAACGUCACAAGAGCAGCAUCAUUCGGCUCCUAUACCUUCAAGUCCAGCCAAAGCAAAUCGUCCGGAGACACUUCGACCCCCUGAUACCGCUGCUCCGCUUCCUUGCUGGGAUUACUCUGCCCAUAUCAUAGGCUUUGUUCAAUCCAUUAUCCAGGACAGUGGCUCAGUGCAAGCAGACUCUGAAUGGAGCAGUACCGUUUCUUCGUUGAAAGUUCUUGCCAAUGCUUUGAAAAACACUCAGAUGACACGGAGUCAUCGGCCAAAACCUCAUGAGCCACCAGAAAGUAUCCCGACGCCCCCGUUGGAAGCUAUCGUGGAAAUUCUGCGGUGGGCUAGAGCUCAUUCCAGAGAUCAUAGGGUCAUUUGGAUAUGUCGGUUCCUUCCGCUCGAUGUCUUCCUAGACAUAUGCAACAAGGUCUAUUUCCGCGUCGAAGAUCAUUCCGAGGCCGAGUUUAUCAUCGCGAAUAGUUUCUUAUCAUACGUAUUCGCCGAGUAUGCGGUCAUCCACGGAGAUAAGAAGUCACAGGAAUACUGUCGCUUUUAUCGAUCCAAAGUUGGCAGCGGCCUUACUAAACUGCCUCUGUUGGCGACGCCAUGCAUGGAACUCAGCGCCGCGCUAGCUCUUGGGGCAAUUUACUUGGUCGAGGAAAGCCGAGCAUCACAGUCGUGGACCUUGAUCUCGACUGCAAUGACACUAUGCCAGACGCUGGGCUAUCAUCAGCUUGACUCGCCUAAAGACAGCCAUGAAGUCAUACAGUCCGACUUAUUCUGGGUCGUUUACGCAUAUGAAAAGGGUCUUUCAUUGAGGUUAGGGCGUUGCUCCGGUGUUCGCGAUUCCGAAAUAUCUUGCCGCCGCCAGGCAAACCAGCAUCGAUCCAUUCGUCUCGCGCGGAUACAGGGAAAGGCAUAUGAUCAGCUAUACAGUCCCGAGGGCUUGAGCACAUCAAGCACCACGCGUUGCGAGGUAGCUAAGAGCCUUGCACAAGAGCUACAGUCAAUCAUAGAUGAGACCCAUCACGAAAUCGCAAAAGCUCUGGCGGAGAGUCGAGAUAUGAAUGAUGACCCUAUGAAAGUCAUAUACCUCCAUUGCGAUCUUGUUUGCCAAUCAGCUUUGACGGCCAUGGUUCUCAGGGUGUUGCCUGGCUCCCAAGGUAUGGAGGUCCAUGAAAGCUGUCUCACUGUUGCUCGCAACACCUUGGACCUUCAUGAUCAGUGCAUGAAACUUGUCAACGGAUGCAAAGAUCCUCUGUUGAUCCGGAGAUACAUAAACUGGGCUAUCUUGCAUACACCCUUCUUUCCAUUCAGCAUCGUCUUCACUCAUGCUGUACGAUACUCAAUUGAGGAGGACUUUGACCGCCUAGAUAGAUUCGCAGCCUCAUUGAAACCAGAGUCGACCAGUGCAGAGCCCGCAACACAUCCGCAUCGACUAUAUGAGCUCCUCAGCAAAGCUGCUCGCCUCAGCGCCAAAGCCCGCCCCGAGCUGUCGCAAACGGCCGAAUCUCUAUCAAGCUCAAACGACUUUACGAUGGUUGAUCCCGAAGCAGCGAAUGUUACAGAUGAAAUUGGCGCGACUGAUGCUGCAAUUGGUGCCGAAUACGAUGGGUCGUUCCAUAUCGGGGAGUGGUUUCACAGCAAUCAGCAAUUUAUGCGACUCCUGCACGAAGAUGUACCGUAUUGAACCGGCUCUAUUGCCCUUUUUGCAGAUGACGUUAUACUUGGUAAGACAGGAUGCUGCGUAGUAAGCUUAGGUUUUAUUGAGUGACGUGUCAAGCUCUUCAUAUGAUCAGAGUAGCUCAUGUCAAGGGAAGCAGACUUCGAAGGCACAUGUAGCCAGUUUUGACUCCAUAAAUACUCUUCACAUGGUAUUCUAGACUAAGGAAAUAAGGUGGGGCCUUCAGAUGUAAUUAAAAACAAGGUUCUCAUGCAUAAAUGUUCUGGAAUCACG